AUGGGUUGACUGCUUAUCGAUAAAAAAAGGCCCUAUACGUUACAACAGUAUCUUCUUUUGUAAAGUGAGGUCCACAGUAGUGUGUCCAAUCAGCUGACAGUAUACAUUUAUCCUUCGGCAUGGACAGACUGCUUCAGGAAAAAAAGUCUGCAGGAUUUCGCUUUAUGGUGGAAAUGAAAAUGAUCCAUUCUGCAGCAAAAUGCGACGAUUAUGUCUGUCAGAGACCAUAUAUUCAAAUGAGCACGGCUUCCAACAGACUUGCAACUACGUCUGUUGGUUUGCACCCACAGAUCUAGGCUGAAAAUCGGUAAAAUUCUGGUUUUCUGAUCUCGGUUUUAAUCAAGCAGCCUCAUCGAAGAUAACCAAAAGAAACAAUAAGUAUCACCGGAAUAACCUUUUGGCAAAACGUCUGACUUUGUCUGAUUUACCCUCUCGGAUUAUUGGUUGAUUUGCCUGUUUUAUUGUCGUUGUGGAUCGUGUAGCGUGCUGCAAUGUCGUUUUUGCGAGAGAGCAGUAUGGAGGUGGACCCCCCAGCUACCAAUCAGUCUGGGGGACCAGGGACUUUGAAACGUUCCAAUAGCGCUCCUAUGAUCAACGUACUAGUGUCAUCGAUAGAACCUCACGUUCAACAGGAGUUUAGUCCACCCUCCUUUAGGUCUGAAGAAGCAACAAGGAUAAGAAGAUUCAGCUACAGCUCGAUGUGCCUUAACAGCCCUAGUGCUGUCUCUGCUCCAGUAAAGAUUCCUGAUCGAGUGAAUCGUCUCAAACUGGAAGAGAGUCACAUUGGGGAAAAGGAGAGGCAACAUGAAAAGGAAGUCAGCUCAGCCAUCAAGUUAUCAACAUCUUGGGAUGAACUCACCUUGGAUGACCAAGAACCGAUGGAACAGUUAAAACGACCUCGGUCCUUCAGCGAGUCACUUCACAUCUUCACCUCUCCGAGUGUACUAAUGCCUGGGGCACCAUCUCCUACACGAGUCGGAAAGCAAUGCUUCUCCCCCUCCAUGCAGAUUCCUGUUAAGAAUAUUUCCUUUACACCAAGCCCCAGUCCAAGUCCGACUCGCAAGACAUUCAUGAGGAGUAUGAGCCCGAUUGUUGUGAAUCGUCCUAGUCCUAUUGGGAAAAGGAAACUGGAUACGGAUCCAGAGAACUAUCUGAGUCCACCAAAAAGGUUCCACUCUGGUCCCAGUACACCAGACAGAAUCCUCCACCAUCCUCUCGCUCACAGCAGUAUAUCAUCUAGUAGUUUAGAGGCAGGAAGUCCUGACCAGACUGUACCACGAUGUGAGGGGAUGAACGAGGUGCCCACACAGAAUAGACUGCCACCACAUAUGUAUGGCUUCAUGCCGCUCCACGACUCGCAUGAAAUGCAGACGACAGACUCUGAAACAUCAGAUAUUGCUGAAUCAGCAGAUUUGUCUGACCACAAUCUAUCAUUAUCAGGAAGUCCGGGCAGUAGUCGUGGUUUCCAGCCUAUCAGACAACAACACACGCCCUUAUGACCCCGGUGUACUCCGAAAACUUUUUAAGACUACUAGUGGACCUCUUGCCUAUUUAUGCGGGAACUCCUUACAAGAGUACAUCAGUUCUGAUGUGAAAUGAAUGUCAACAGGCAGUGGACAAUGUGCUGGCGCAGCAUCGUGUUUAGGAUUGUUGAGCAUUGUGUCAGAUUUGGCAAAUGUUCGCUUUUGUCUGUGAUAAAAGAUUUGACUGCGAAGGGAGACAAUUCUGUAUGCAUAUAGUACAAGGGGAGACAACUUUGUUAUGCUUCCUGAAAUUUAAGAAAGGAGGCAGUAUUGUGUAAAUAUAUCUUGUUAUUGAUUUUGUGGUGCUCAUUGUUAUGUUGACGAAAUGUUGGUUUCUUACUCCAUUUAACAUGUAUAUAUAUCUGGGUUUGUUGUACAAGAGAUGCACCUGGGUCUGUCGUACAACAGAUGGACCUGUUACUGUAACAUGUAUAUAUAUCUGGGUCUGUCGUACAACAGAUGGACCUGGGUCUGUCGUACAACAGAUGGACCUGGGUCUGUCGUACAACAGAUGGACCUUUGUCUGUCGUACAACAGAUGGACCUAGGCCUGUAACAUGUAUAUAUAUCUGGGUCUGUCGCACAACAAAUGGACCUGGGUCUGUCGUACAACAGAUGGACCUAGGCCUGUAACAUGUAUAUAUAUCUCGGUCUGUCGUACAACAGAUGGACCUGGGUCUGUAACAUUUAUAUAUAUCUGGGUCGGUCAUACAACAGAUGGACCUGGGUCUGUCGUACAACAGAUGGACCUGGGUCUGUCGUACAACAAAUGGACCUAUGCCUGUAAUAUGUAUAUAUAUCUUGGUCUGUUGUACAACAGAUGGACCUGUUACUGUAACAUAUAUAUAUAUAUAUCUGGGUCUGUCGUACAACAGAUGGACCUGGGUCUGUCCUACAACAGAUGGACCUGGGUCUGUCGUACAACAGAUGAGCCUGGGUCUGUAACAUGUAUAUAUAUCUGGGUCUGUUGUACAACAGAUGGACCUGGGUCUGUCGUACAACAAAUGGACCUAUGCCUGUAACAUGUAUAUUUAUCUUGGUCUGUUGUACAACAGAUGGACCUGUUACUGUAACAUAUAUAUAUAUAUAUAUAUAUAUAUCUGGGUCUGUCGUACAACAGAUGGACCUGGGUCUGCAACAUGUAUAUUUACCUGGGUCUGUCGUACAACAGAUGGACCUAGGUCUGCAACAUGUAUAUAUAUCUGGGUCGGUCGUACAACAGAUGUACCUAGGCCUGGGUCUGUCGUACAACAGAUGGACCUAGGCUUGUUCUGUGUAAUAUUGAACUCCUGUAUGUUUUGGCCUGUACACACAGCAGUACAAGAUUCACCUCUUCAAUGUUAUGGUUACAGCCUAUAUUAUAGCUUGUCUGGUGAUGGGUACUACAAAUUUGAACAUCCCCAAGUAAUCAAAUAAUGCACAUUAGUUUACAAAUGGGAGUAUUUUACUUGCCUCCAACCCUGUCACAUAUUUUUCAAAUGUCCUUAUUUUAGACGCCUGUGUUCUAGAAAUUAAAGAUACAGAAUUUUCAAAUUCUAUCAAAAUAUCAAUGAAAUUUAUAUUGGUUUUCAAAAUAGGUUUAAAAGUAUAAAUUUUUUUGUCUAAUUAAAACUAAUAGCAUUAUUGUAUAAGACUUAAAUGUCAUCUGCAAAGUUAAUGAAAAACGAAAUCUUAAAAUUUGAUUUGUGCCUGAUCUUUGUGUACUAUAUUGGAUUGUAUUUGUUAAAUUUGAUGCAGUCACCUUAUAAGUGCGGAUUCAUGUGUACGAUUUAAGGUAGUAUUUCAUAUAAUUAUAGGUACAACAGGAGUUUCAACACCUCCUGGUGCCUGUACACAUUUAAUGUAAGUUUAAGAGAAUAACUACAGCAUUUUAUGAUUUACCUAUGAAUAGUUUACACCUGAAGACAGGGUUUCUAUUGAGCCUUAAGAAUUUACCUUAUUGAUUUGACCUCUGUCACCUUAAUAUUUGACCUGUUUGGUGAUGUGUACCAGUGGAUAGUGCUGCAGUGAUUUCUCAGGAAGUCUUAAUUCACUGUACACAUCUAGUGUUGGAGAUGAUGUUUGUAUAUAUUUAUAUGUAACCUAUGUGCAAUAACUAUCUAGACAGUCGUCGGUAUAUCGUUAUAUUGCGUCUUGCUACGAAGAUAAAUGUCUUUAGACUGGCUUAUGAACUGCACAGUUCAUUGUCAUUGAAAAAAUAUUUUUUUAUAUAUUGGAUUUGUGUUUAAAGCUGAAAUUACAUAAUUUUUUCAUUGUGAGCUUUUUUAUUUUAGGUAAGUUGGUAGAAAGACAACUUAGGAUACAUUCUACAAUAAGUUUGGGAUUAUAUUAGUAUUUGUCAGAGUAAUCCCCCUUGAAAUUUAUAGUAACCAAUGGUUAUAAGUUCAGAUUACAGAGGCCAACUCGAUUUGCAGUCUUUUCAGGAGAUCGCAUUCUGUUAUAUAUAAAUCAAGUAAACCGGAAGAACAUAACCCAAAACAAACAAGUUUUUAAAUUUUCUCAAACACUGACACAAACAUGUGCACGUAUGUGUGAUAAAUCCUUCUCUAGUGAAACUCGUCACUCGCACGCUUAUAUAUGGUCGCCGCCUUCUGGAAGAUAAAUCUUCCAACUUCAAGAGGGAAGAGGUAGAAGAUCUUCCAAAAGCAGAAGAGCUACAAAUCGAGUGACUGGAAGAUAUAUUCCAGAAGAAGAAAAAUGCAAAUCGAGUUGGCUUCAGGCUUCGUAUUGUGAAAUUCAUUUCUAAGUGAGGACAGAGGGCUGUGUCAUGGUAACAUCAAAAGUAUCCUUAAACUUUGCAUUGUCUUAUACCUACUGACUUAUAAAAUCAUUAUUGUGGCUUAUAUCUGUCAACUUUUCCUUUUACACAUUCAUGUUGCGAUCAUCCAUUGAUAUUGUUGCUCAUCUGUGAAUUUUUUCAUAUCCGUUUUAAAUGUUGAAAAAAAUUCAACUUCACUUAAAUGAAAUUGAAAAAAGACACUUGUGUAUGAGAAACGCUAUAAAAAUAUGUAAAUAUUUUAAAUGUGAUGUUAUUUCAGAAUGAGUGAGAUCGAGGGCAUUUCCUGAGCAUUAUGUUAAAUGAUCAACUGUACACAAAUGAAUCCUAAUUAUAAGUCCUAAACCCUGAAUCUGAACAGUUGUUCAUUCUUCUGGCUAAUAAGAUGGUGUUUGAGUGAAGAUUUACUUUAAUGCUUUAUUUAGUUCUAUGUUUGUGGUAAUUACAAACCAUAUAUAAAAUACACAGAUACAUUGAGUGCAAACAUGAGAUAAGAUUCUAUGUAAAUAUUUUAUUUUUCAUUUCAUAAUUUAAGCAUAUUUGUUUUGCGAUUGAAAUUGUUCAUUUUGACACCUAUGUUUGAAGAAAAGAAAGACAGGAUCAAUUGUCUUGUCUCAGUUUGUCAACAUCAUAACCUAGGUCUGACAUAUGAUUCUGAAAUUACAUUAGAAUUUUUACCAUCAUUUGAAAAAAUAACACCAGAAAGAUACACUGGAGAAACUUUUCUAGUAUCAUAGAUAAUAAUGUCAGAGCUUAAUUGUAAGAUAAUUCCUGUACCCAUGGUAAAUUACAGCUAUAAAAUAUUGUUAUAAAAAUUAUUUGCUGGUAUGUUCUUGAAUUAAUGAAUUAUAAUUUUUUUUUUUAUCAUUUCAGUUUUUGAUCUUGAUGUAAAUGAAAGUCACUUGUGUGAUUCUGCAGUAUAUGUCUCGAUAGUGUUCUUUUACUUCUAAAAAUUCAAUUUAGCAUCAUAAGGUAAAAUGCCUGAGAGUUUCCAUAUUACGAGAAGGCAUUGAUCCUGACAUAUAUGUAACCUCAACCAAAGUCCAAUAAAAAGAAACUAAGUAUAACUAUGCUUCAAUUAGGAGUAUUUGUUUCAAUAGCCCUUUCCAUAUUUUUAUAUAAAAUUCCUUCACAUUAUGUUCUUUACUUGUCAAAUAUUUAACAUUGCCAGCAUUCUCUUGCAGUUGUGCAAAAUUGACCAGAAUUUUAAUAAUACACAAAAUGAUGUUAUGGUAAAAAUAAAAGAAUGGGGAGAUCGCUAAACAACCAUGCCAACACCACUACGUUAUGAAGAUUUGAUGGAGGUGGUAAAGGGUCUUAUGUUGUCUGGAGAUUUGAUGGAGGCGGUAAAGGGUCUUAUGUUGUCUGAAGAUUUGAUGGAGGCGGUAAAGGGUCUUAUGUUGCCUGAAGAUUUGAUGGAGGCGGUAAAGGGUCUUAUGUUGUCUGAAGAUUUGAUGGAGGCGGUAAAGGGUCUUAUGUUGUCUGGAGAUUUGAUGGAGGCGGUAAAGGGUCUUAUGUUGUCUGGAGAUUUGAUGGAGGCGGUAAAGGGUCUUAUGUUGUCUGAAGAUUUGAUGGAGGAGGUAAAGGGUCUUAUGUUGUCUGAAGAUUUGAUGGAGGAGGUAAAGGGUCUUAUGUUGUCUGGAGAUUUGAUGGAGGCGGUAAAGGGUCUUAUGUUGUCUGGAGAUUUGAUGGAGGCGGUAAAGGGUCUUAUGUUGUCUGGAGAUUUGAUGGAGGCGGUAAAGGGUCUUAUGUUGUCUGGAGAUUUGAUGGAGGCGGUAAAGGGUCUUAUGUUGUCUGAAGAUUUGAUGGAGGAGGUAAAGGGUCUAUGUUGUCUGAAGAUUUGAUGGAGGCGGUAAAGGGUCUUAUGUUGUCUGGAGAUUUGAUGGAGGCGGUAAAGGGUCUUAUGUUGUCUGGAGAUUUGAUGGAGGCGGUAAAGGGUCUUAUGUUGUCUGGAGAUUUGAUGGAGGCGGUAAAGGGUCUUAUGUUGUCUCAACUGCCUUAUUGUUAUGAUAUACUAUUCAAGAUAACUAGGAUAUGUUUUUUACGGAAUUUUUACCCUGGGAACUAAAUUUUUGGUUUGAGUUUAGCAAGGUCUUUGAAUUACCAGUGUUUGAGAUUACAAAGUUCGACAAUGAAUUAAGUCUGUUUGUCUUGGGAUCCUUAUGUUUCACAUAAACCCCUUAAAAGUACUGACUCCUGAUUGUAAUUACUUAAGCAUUGAACGGCUUCCAGUUGGCAUUCAUAUUGACUAUGAAUGCCAACUGAAAGCCGUUCAAUGCUUAUAUUUACCAUCUGCGAUUUUUUAUUUGUCAUGCGAUUUUUUUUUGAAAUUUUCAAAUUCAAAUUUCAGUUGGCAGUUCAUAAGCUGGUGAACUCGCAACUGAAUUGGUAGGGUUUUAUAGUGGCAGUGCCAUACAAUGGUAAAUAUAUACCAGUUACCUGCUUGCCAAACUUACCAGGCCUCUCUAUUGUUCUAUAUUGUAUAAUAUAAAGCUUUCAUUUGACUAAAUCUUUCUUAACAUCAUAACCACGAUCUAUAAGCACACAAGGGGUCUUACUGUGGGAGGAAACUGAAACAUCCAGAUACAAACCCACGGGGUGAUCAGGUGACCUCAUACUACACCUCUGACUGGGAAUGGAACUCUGGUCAUCUAGAUCGGUGAAAAAUGGAUAUGUUGUCACUGUGGCACCAUGCCACCUCAAAUGUCACAGGAACAUUUAUCAGUCACCAAGUAAAAUAUCAGAUGCCAACUACAAUAAAAAAAAAUUAGUAAUUUAACCAUUGUAUGAUAUUUCAAGUGGAAGAAUUCAUAUCGGGGAGGAUAUUUUAAUAUCAUGUUUUAAUAUCCUGUAAUAACCCCAGGGGCCAACACAUAUCCUCUGACUUACAAGUAAUGGGGUUUGUUGCAGGACAGUAGCAUUUGUUGGUAAUUCUAUUGAAAAACAGAAGGUCUUGUUAUUCUUUUAGAAAAAAAUACAUAUUGUAACUACUGAAAAACAAUACUUAUAAUAUUGUAAGUCUUCUAAUGAAAACAAUAGAUAUUGUAAGUCUUCUAAUGAAAACAAUAGAUAUUGUAACUCUAUUGAAUAAUAAGAUGUUGUAAGUAAUAGAGAUUGUGAUUCUAUUGAAAACAAUACAUAUUGUAACUAUUGAAAAACAAUACAUAUUGUAAUUCUUCUAUGGAAAACAAUAGAUAUUGUAAUGCUAUUCAAACCAAUAGAUAUUGUAAUUAUAUUAAAAAAACUAGGUAAUGUGUUCUAUUGAAAAACAAUAGAUACAAAGGGCUUUUUGCUGCAUGACUUUUGUUUGUGCAUAUUAUGUUAGAGGAUGUAGACUGUUUAAUUACGUAAAAACAUCUUACCUUAUAUACAGCUAUUGUAAAUAGUAGUACAUUGUGUAUAUGUAUUGUAAAAAGUAUAAAUGGAGUAUUGCUUUUUGAAAGUAUAAAUAUUGUUUGAUAGAUGUACAUAGUGUAAAUAUGUAUAUUAUAAUGUACAGUGUAAAUACACAUUUUAGCUGGGCUAUAUUGUAAAUACUGUAAAUACAAACAGGCCAUUGUAUAUAGUGUAUAUAAUCCUAUUGUAUAUAUUGCCCUGGUAAAUUGGCGUAUAAUGUAUAGUUUAUUGGUACAGAGUGCCUCAUAGUGCAUAUUAUCUCACCUGCUUUUCAAUGUUAUUUUCAAGGUCUUUUCAGUAAUAUUGUAAAUGUUGUCUAUUGCCAUAUUUAUAUUUGUGUUCGAUUCAUGAAAAAGUGCAGGCGUGGAUCAAUGUCAUGAAAACAAUAAAAGUUUUGAAUCAGGCUGUAGCUUUUCUGCAUUAAAUUCAGAAUAAUAAAUCGGUAAAUGUAGACUGAAGGACAUACCACUGUCCUUGAUCAUCCUCUCCUUGUCCUUGAUCAUCCUCUCCUUGUCCUCGAUCAUCCUCUCCUAGUCCAUCGAUCAUCCUCUCCUUGUCCUCGAUCAUCCUCUCCUUGUCCUCGAUCAUCCUCUCCUUGUCCAUCGAUCAUCCUCUCCUUGUCCUCGAUCAUCCUCUCCUUGUCCAUCGAUCAUCCUCUCCUUGUCCAUCGAUCAUCCUCUCCUUGUCCUCGAUCAUCCUCUCCUUGUCCUCGAUCAUCCUCUCCUUGUCCUCGAUCAUCCUCUCCUUGUCCUCGAUCAUCCUCUCCUUGUCCUCGAUCAUUUUCUCCUUGUCCUCGAUCAUCCUCUCCUUGUCCUCGAUCAUCCUCUCCUUGUCCAUCGAUCAUCCUCUCCUUGUCCUCGAUCAUUCCUCUCCUUGUCCUCGAUCAUCCUCUCCUUGUCCUCGAUCAUCCUCUCCUUGUCCUCGAUCAUCCUCUCCUUGUCCUCGAUCAUCCUCUCCUUGUCCUCGAUCAUCCUCUCCUUGUCCUCGAUCAUCCUCUCCUUGUCCUCGAUCAUCCUCUCCUUGUCCUCGAUCAUCCUCUCCUUGUCCUCCUCGAUCAUCCUCUCCUUGUCCUCGAUCAUUUUCUCCUUGUCCUCGAUCAUCCUCUCCUUGUCCUCGAUCAUCCUCUCCUUGUCCUCGAUCAUUUUCUCCUUGUCCUCGAUCAUCCUCUCCUUGUCCUCGAUCAUCUUCUCCUUGUCCUCAAUCAUCCUCUCUUUGUCCUCGAUCAUCCUCUCCUUGUCCAUCGAUCAUCCUCUCCUUGUCCAUCGAUCAUCCUCUCCUUGUCCUCGAUCAUCCUCUCCUUGUCCUCGAUCAUCCUCUCCUUGUCCUCGAUCAUUUUCUCCUUGUCCUCGAUCAUCCUCUCCUUGUCCUCGAUCAUCCUCUCCUUGUCCUCGAUCAUUUUCUCCUUGUCCUCGAUCAUCCUCUCCUUGUCCUCGAUCAUUUUCUCCUUGUCCUCGAUCAUCCUCUCCUUGUCCUUGAUCAUCCUCUCCUUGUCCUCGAUCAUCCUCUCGUUCAGCUCCACAAUUCAUGAGCAUUUUACACAUUACAUAUUGUGAAUAUAUGCCAUAUACAAAUGUACAUGGAUGAUUCUGGAUCAUGAAUGCUUUUGGAAAAAUUUUGUUUUGUUUAUAUUUUGAAGGAGAUUUUCGAAAAAUCUCAUCAUUAAAGUUAUCCAUAAGGUGUACAUAUAUUCACAUCUAAAAAACUCCCAAAUUGUACACACAAAACCUGUCAAUUAAACAAAAAGAAUAAAUAUUUUUCUGACUGUAUAUGUACAUGCUUAUAUUCUCUAAACAUUACCUGGGUAAAAUAACUGUAUCAGAAGUCUUAGCUGUUGUGUUUGACGUUGUAAAGGUAAACUUGAUUAAGAGUACCGUAUUUAAUGGGAAAAAUUGACGUCAUUGUAUUGUUCAGUUAAGGUGUUGGGAAAUAUGGUCAGGUAUUAGGUUAUAAUAUUAGAAAACUUAAUUAUUUUUCAGAAGUUAAUCUAUUGUUCAAUAUGAAUUAUCUUUUAAACACAUGCUCUGAAAAUGUGAAGGCUAGGCGAUACCUUGGUAUGUGGAUUGAUUGGCAAUGAAAUCUUAGUUAUCAUUAAUAUACAUAUACAAGGUACAUAUUUUUCAACCCUCAGGUCAUUUUUUCUUUUAAGUUUAAUUUAAAUACAGCCUCGUUAAAAAAUAUUCCUGUACGUACAUAUUUUUUUCAGCCCUCAGGUUUAUUUUUCAUUUAAGUUGAAUGUAAAUACAGCCUCAGUAAAAAAACAUCCCUGUGAUUGAUGCCUAUAUUCCUCACUAAUGGUCAAGUUGGAUUUUGUUUUAAGGAUUAGAUGCCAUUGAGUUUCCUGUGAUAUUUUUAGUCCAUUUUAACUGGUCUUUGUGAUGGCCAUAAGUUGUAUGGAAAACAUUCUCUCCUCUCUAACCCUGCAUAAUUGUUAAAUUUCACAGAGCUAAUAUUUCAUGGUUGUCCAUUUGGAACUAGUUGGUAGAUAUUAAAUUUAGUACAACCACACCUUAUAAACACUCUGCAAUAAACAUUUCUGACAUUUGUUUACAUUUAUAUAAAUAUUUUUUAAUCAUUUGUUUGCUAUAUUUUAUUAUCUUUCAUAUUGCAGAAUUCAAUUCCUUGCAAAUAUAAUGUACAUUUAAAUGAUGAUUGUGGUCCUUAUUCAUUUUCAUUAUUAAUAUGUCAAAAUUAUAUAGAAGUGUUUGGGACAAAGGCAAUGCUAUGUAACAUGAGAUAUUUGAUGUUUAUAAGCAUCCAUGGUUUUCAUGGUGGAUAAGGGACCACAAGAGAUAAAUUCAAGAAAAUUGAGUUGAAAUAUUGAAGAAAAAUCAGAAAGUCAAGGUUGAACUUAAUCCAAUUAAAACUUGUCCAGUCUUUAACAUGUGUUUAACAGUAAUACACAGGGUCAGUUGUGAUAUACAGUCAAACUUUGUUAGACCAAAAUAAAUAAUGACUUGGUUCUGAGGGCCUCCCUCAUCUGCUUUGAAGUCCUAAAAAGUUCAUCUCAUAUCUGUAUCCUGGUGGAAUAAAGAUAAUCUCGUUAUUCUUUGGGAGAUGAAUUUGUGGAAGAAAAACAUCACCAUAAAAUCUUUCUCCUGUAAUAUCCAUUAUAUUUAACCAUAAAAUUAGGAAAUUGCAUGUUCAUUAAUGAUGUAAAACAAAGACAAAGAACUGAUAAAUCAUUGUUUCCCACAUUUUGAAGCAGUUUAUAUGAAAAUGGAUAAAAAUUGGUAUGAAAACUAAAAACAAACAUGCCCUCGUCUGUUUUUUUUUUUUUUUUUUUUUUACCAAUAAAAUGAUUAAAAAAAUGUAUUUCCCUCCCUCAUCUUUUUUUUACAAAAAUUGGCCUGAGAACCAGUUACAUGUAAAUACAUUUAUAGAGUCUUAUCUCUAAGUCUUUGUGGCAAUAGAAUAUAAAACUUUUGAGACACCCCGAUUAUUCAAGGGAAAUGAUUACAUGUAUUUCUUCAGUUCUAAAUAAUUUUUUUCUGUCCGAAAUGAAGCUAAGAGUUCAGCAGAGUCUUCGAGCUAUCAGGGUUUGAGAUAACCAAGUUUGACUGUAUUUUGAUAUUAAUAUGGAAAUCACAUUAAAUGAUACACUUAACAUUCUUUAAAAGCUAUUAUGUAAAUAUCAGCAUUAAAUGGUCAGUAUUCUUUGGAGCUGAAAAUACUCUUGGUUUUAAAGUAACAUUGUAGGGAAGUUAUACUGACAGGGUAUGUUUCGGCCAGUAUUUUACAGUAUUUAACUUUCGAUUUAAAUUAUUUCUCUAUUUUUUUUUAGAAAUUUCUUAAGAUGAAAAAUAUCAAACAUUCAAUGCCUUUUUAAGAUGAAAUGCCUCUUCCUAAAUCUAUACUGUCCGAGGUGCAUCUUCACAGUUCAUGGUGCAUUCUCGGCCAUAUUGGCUGUCAAGGUUGUCAGUAUAUGAAACGUCCCUUUGGUAAUGUCCAUGCUGUGAUAUCGCCUAACAAUGCAAUCAUCAUUUCCAUCUACUGAUACACUGUUUUGUGGUUGGUAUCGCUAUUACUGUCUUGGUUAUUUUAUUUUCUUGGUCUUGUGUAAAUAUUCAACAUCACCUCAAAUUCCACAUUAUCAGGUAAACACGUAACUUUAAAACACAUUGAUACAUUUGUGUCUACAUGAAAAGAUAUUAAUUACAAACAUACCUUCACAGAGAUUGUAAUUAAAAAUAAUGUAGCAAUUAGGUAACGUUGACAGGGAUAUCCAUAAUUUUACCAGGGUGAGAUUUUCUUUUCUCUUACCCAGUACGUUGCUGUAUAAACAUGUACAUGCCCAUUUUUGUCAAAUAAAAAGACCCGUCUAUAUCAUAUCUCAA
Molecule: messenger RNA, 12028 nt
Organism: Pecten maximus
Lineage: Eukaryota; Metazoa; Mollusca; Bivalvia; Pectinida; Pectinidae
Product: protein FAM122A-like
Exons: 9
Coding region: 492-1499 (335 amino acids)
Molecular function (GO): protein serine/threonine phosphatase inhibitor activity
Source: RefSeq, a predicted model, not a curated record